GUGGCAGCAGAGAGAGAAAGCACACCACUGGAAGCAGUUCGCAGUUUCAGUCUCACAUCACCACUCUUCGGUCUUCUCCCUUCCCCAUCCUGUGUUGAUUAGCCUUUGGUGUUCUGGUCAUCUCAUCAUCUGUCUGUCCCCUCCUACUCGUAAUCCUGUUCGUUUAAAUUUUGUGUUUUUCUCCCGACUUUUGUUUGGGUAUCUCAGUAUCUGUGAUUCUUUGGGGACAGAUCUUGGGGGUUCAAGUAGAGGAGAAGAACCAAGGUAAUGCGGUCGCCUUCAAUUCUCUCACAGUGCCUGGCCGGUUUCCUGUCUCAUGAAAAGGCUGCAGCCCACUGCGUUAAUGUCGUGCCCGAGAGGGAAACGCACCUUCCAUCACCAGCAGUUGAGAUUGUCCCAUCAAAGAAUGUUCAUCCCUACAAGUAUGCAGGCGAUAAUAUUGAAAUGCAUGGCAUGAAUAUAUUCAAGGGAAAGGUUAGUGUUGUCGAUAUUGUUGGAUUAUCUGGUUCAGAAGUUGUAACUCCAAAAGGCGAAGGGCCUCUGAAAUGCUGUGAGAGUUCAAUUGAUCUAGUGAAUGUUCUUAAGAAUGAGAUUCGUGAUGGGCUAUUGACAUUCAGAAGCAAACAGGUUUUAGAGCUUGGCUGUGGGUAUGGGCUUCCUGGGAUAUUUGCUUGCCUGAAGGGAGCUUCAACAGUGCAUUUUCAGGAUCCGAGUGCUGAAAUAAUAAGAUGCAAAACAAUACCCAAUGUACUUGCAAAUAUUGAGCAAGCUCAAGACAAACAUGGUCACCAACAAGGAAGCCCCCUUACUCCAUCUCGGCAGCAGUUGACUCGAGAUAUCCAUUUCUAUGCUGGGGAAUGGGAGGAGCUUCACACUGUUCUAUCAGUGAUUCAUGAGGAUGAGGUGGAUGCAUCAUCAGGUGUAGGACUAGAGUUCUGUGAAGAUGACAUUUUGGAUGGUUACAGUAGCCAAGAUGCGAGCAAUAUUUGCCAAGAAACUUCUUCGAGGCGAUCAAGAAAACUAUCAGGAAGCCGUGCAUGGGAGAGGGGGAAUGAGACUACCACAGGAGAUGGUGGAUAUGACAUAGUGUUAGUCAAUGAAAUUCCCUACUCUGCGAACUCUCUUCAGAACCUCUAUUUGCUCAUAAAAAAGUGCCUACGGCCACCAUACGGGGUGAUGUACCUUGCUGCAAGGAAGAACUACAUCGGUUCGAGCAGCGCGGUGCGGCAGCUACGAGCUCUGGUGGAUGAAGAGGGCGCGUUUGGCGCGCACCUCGUCUCCGAGCCCCCGGAGAGGGAGAUCUGGAAGUUCUUCUUCAAGUAGUGGUUUGGCUGUGGCGCUGCAAAUAUCAUCACAAAACUGCAUGAUCACCGAUUAUAUGUACAUAAUAACCUUAUAAGAGUUUCGAUCCAUGUUUUGUUUGUUGUUUUUGGCCCCUUUUUUUCCCCUCCUGAAGUGUAUUCUCGUUAUGCUGAAAAUUCAUGACAGAACUCAAACCAGUAUUGAGUCUUUAGCUUCCAGAUAUUGAGUUUGUUAUGCUGGAUUAUCACCGGUGUCCAGUGUUGGGUCUGUUUGACUGAGCUGCAGAUUAUAAAGCAAGGUUGAAAUAAGCAUAUUCUUUUCAGA
Messenger RNA from Oryza brachyantha (malo sina), 1626 nucleotides. RefSeq lists its product as uncharacterized. The transcript is spliced from 8 exons. Lineage: Eukaryota; Viridiplantae; Streptophyta; Magnoliopsida; Poales; Poaceae. The record is from RefSeq and is a predicted model, not a curated record. Bases 268 to 1323 code for a protein of 351 amino acids.